AUGACUGUCGCAGGUUGUACGAAGGCUGAAGACAGCAAUGUCACCACGGGACCUUAUAAUCUAGAGUCGAGCUGCGACAAUGAGAAGGAGCUAAAGGCAACAUCCAUCUCCGUUGCGGAUUGCGAGCUGGGGCCGGCAUCGCUUUCUUCGCCUACGGACAGCGACAGUGAGGACCGAGUGGAAGACGAUGCCGCAUCAAUCAGCAAUCAGAGGGAGCUCCUCUCCAACAGUCGUCUCAUGGUGGCGUUUCCAGCUCUCGCUAUCGCACUUUUCGUCUCUUUCAUCGAUCAAACAUCAGUCUCUACGUCCAUACCAGCCAUAUCCAAACAGCUCAACACCGGUGCAAGCACGUCCUGGAUUAGCGCCAGCUUUCUGAUCGCCAGCACAGCAUUUCAGCUUAUCAACGGCCGCUUGAGUGAUAUCUUCGGCCGCAAGAAGUGCCUCAUUGUCUGUCUUGCGCUGCUCGGCUUGGGCGAUCUUCUAUGUGGAUUUGCCAGAACGAAGGAACAGAUGUUCGCUUUCAGGGCCUUGGCCGGCAUUGGAGGCGGAGGCGUGAACAGUAUUGUCAUGAUCAUCGUCAGCGACAUCACCACCUUGCAGACUCGGGGCAAGUACCAAGGCAUUCUUGGCGCAGUUAUGGCGCUCGCAAAUGGCACCGGCCCUUUCAUCGGAGGCGUUCUCGUGCAGCGUGCUUCUUGGCGCUGGACCUUCUUCCUCGUGCCGAUGUUGGCCCUACCGGUGACCGUUAUCAUUGCAGUAGCUUUGCCUUUGAAACACGAUAAAGGCAACCACAUCGAGAAGUUGAAGAAGAUUGACUACGGUGGUGUGGCACUCAAUAUAGCUGGCACACUCCUAGUACUUAUUCCGCUGUCGGGUGGCGGUGUCACAUACGCAUGGCAUUCUGCUUUCUUCAUUGCAAUGUUCACCUCUGGUGCGCUCGUAUGCGUGGCUUUCGUCUUGUAUGAGUGGAGAUUGGCGCCGAUUCCCAUCAUGCCCGUGAGGCUGUGGCAGUCUGUGCCAUGCACUAGUCUCUAUGCUCAGUCUUUUUUCUCUGGCAUAUGCUUCUUUGGCAAUUUCUUCUACAUUCCAAUCUACUUGCAGAACGUUAAGCGCUACAGUCCCAUAAUCUCAGGGGCGCUCAUACUGCCACUUAUCAUAUCAACCUCUAUCUUCUCGAUCCUGGCCGGCCUGUACAUGGCAAGAUCCGGGAGGUAUCUGUCGUCAGUCGCCACCGGCUUCAGCGUGUGGACGCUGGCAGCAGGGUUUACCAUCACCUUCAGCAAACAUAGUCAUCUCUGGGCUAUUAUCAUCGUGCUGCUGGUGGAGGGAGCUGGUAUUGGGCUCACUCUCCAACCAACAUUAAUCGGCUUGCUCGCCAAUUCGCGCGAGGAAGACCGAGCUGUUUGCACUGGGCUCAGAAACUUCGUGCGGACUAUCGGUGGAGCCUUCGGUCUAAUCCUAUCUGGCGUCAUCCUUUCGAACACUCUAUCCACAAACCUCAAAGGCGAUACGUACGUCUCCGACCAGAUGCUGACAACACUUACCUCUUCUAUUGACAGUAUUGAGCAAGCGGGCUUGACCGAUGUGCAAAAAGACCGCAUUCUCGAUGUUUACAUGCAAGGCAUGCAUUACAUAUUCAUCUUCUAUACGUGCAGCAUCGCCGUGAAUGUCCUGCUGAAUCUUGGCAUUGGAAACACAAACCUAACGGCAAGAGGCAAACUCAAGCCACAAGAUGAGCAGAGCAGCCAAGAACGUACUUCAGGCUCAGCAGCCGUAGAGGAAAAUUAG
Messenger RNA from Baudoinia panamericana UAMH 10762, 1788 nucleotides. RefSeq lists its product as uncharacterized. NCBI's taxonomy places the organism in Eukaryota, Fungi, Ascomycota, Dothideomycetes, Mycosphaerellales, Teratosphaeriaceae. Gene Ontology annotation, molecular function: transmembrane transporter activity. Gene Ontology annotation, biological process: transmembrane transport. The transcript has 6 exons. The record is from RefSeq and is a predicted model, not a curated record. The coding region runs from base 1 to 1788 and encodes 595 amino acids.